AUAGUACAAAUUUUGUGAUUGUGCUUACAUUAAAAGAGCAAUUAACAGAAUCACAACAAUCAUGAAAGAACAUGAGACAAAAGCUAAUUCAUGAAAAAGACAAAUCAACUCAUCAAACUUGUGGAAACGUAGUAAUAAACGUAUGAAUAAACAAUGUCCUUAACUCUAAUUAUUCAAAUCAAUAUGACUUUUGGAAAAAAUAUCUCAAGUCUUACGGACCAUUUGUCAACCGAAUGCACUAGAAUUUAUCUGACACUUGUGAAUAAUUAUGGUCUCUAGUUCUUAUUUUACUCCAUCACCAAUAGUUCGAAGUAAAAGUUCAAUGAAUAUUUUGACAUCACCAAAUAAAAACAAUGAAAAAUCUCGUGGUUUAACACGAAUAUGGCCUUGUAAUGUUCAAUUGUCUAGAUAUCAAUCAUUAGAACAUCCUAGUAAUUAUUAUAAUUAUGCAAGAAAAUGCAUUUAUCCACGCCAUAGUGAAACAAUGUGGAAUUUAGUUAAUAAAGCUGCUUUGCAAAAUGCUGCUCAUGAACGAGCUGAAGCAGAAGAAUUACGACUACAAUCAUGGCAAAAGAUUCAACAAGUUAAUAGACAAACUAAAAUCAGACAAGCUGAAGCAACAAAUAAACUACGAGAAAGAGUGGAAGAAAUAAACCAUUGGAAAAAUGAACUGAAGACGGAAAUUCAUUUAAAUGAAGAAGAACAAGAGAGAUUGAAAGAAGUUCAAACUGUCAACAAAGGAAUUGAUUUAAUUACUAAACUUAUUGAUAAAGCAGAAAUUCAACUAAAACUUUUACGCUCAACUCAGAAUGAACUACAAAAGGAUGCUGUUGAUAAAGAUCACGCCCAAACAAUCGAUGAUCGCUUGCAUGGUCUCUGCAACUCAUCAGCAAAUAUUGCUCUUUACAAUGGGAUUGAAUAUUUCGAUAAUACUCGGAGUAUCCCAAUUUCAUGGAUGAGGUACACUCAAGAAAAUUUAAUUAGAUCACAAAAUCAACGUAGUGCAUCUGAAAAUCUACGUGAAAAAAUUGAUUCUGCCUUAAGAUCCUUAAUUGGUAGUGUACAUGGUCAAUUUGUUACGGUAAAUAAUGCACUACAAACAAGAAUAAAUGAAGUUGCCAACGCAAGAGAUAAUCUUCGCUUAUCCUUGAGAAAAGUUACACAGGAAUUAUAUGAGGUGGAAAACUUAAUAGGAGUACUUAAAAAGACGACCGAUGACAAAAUCCAACCACUGAAAGUUGCACAAACCAGAUUAAAAGAAAGAACUCGAAGGAUCGAUGUGGAGAGUUGUUACGAUCAACCAAUGAAAACGCUUCAGACUGAAGUUUUGGAACUUAGAAAAACAAUCGAAGAACUUAAAAACAACCGCAGGAAUGCAAACAUCACAUUAGGUAGAUUGCAAAAGAGUCGGACUUCCCUUGAACAAGAAAUAGAAACCAAAGAAAAUUCACUAUCUAUUGAUCAAAGGUGUUUAAGUAUGCGAAAAAGUUUUCCUAUCAAAGAUAAAUACGGAUCAUUAUACGCUAUUCCGGUUAGCUAUUAGAACGAAAAUUUUCAGUAAAUUAUUAUGAAAUGACAAUAUCAACAAUUAAUUUAUGUGGAAUUCUUAGCCUUUCCCAUAGUCAUCUAUUUAACAACUUGAUAUUCAUCAAUCACUUUCCACCUAAGUUAUUAUUAAGCUCAAUACAGACAGGUCAUUAUUUACCAAGCUUUAGUUACCAGACGUAUGGAUGCAUAGAAAAAGAUGAAGAGAUAUGUUUUGUCAAUUCCCGCAAUUACUUUAGAAACCUGUAUAUUCGCGACAAAUCAAAGAUUGAGGUGAGUAGAUAAUCCGCAACAGAAAGAAUGGGAUGAACCGGAAAAAAAG
Messenger RNA from Schistosoma rodhaini, 1867 nucleotides. The record is from the annotation of a GenBank genome assembly. Lineage: Eukaryota; Metazoa; Platyhelminthes; Trematoda; Strigeidida; Schistosomatidae.